Messenger RNA from Priceomyces carsonii, 2319 nucleotides. RefSeq lists its product as uncharacterized. Gene Ontology annotation, molecular function: peptide-N4-(N-acetyl-beta-glucosaminyl)asparagine amidase activity; carbohydrate binding. The transcript has a single exon. The record is from RefSeq and is a predicted model, not a curated record. Gene Ontology annotation, biological process: protein quality control for misfolded or incompletely synthesized proteins; carbohydrate metabolic process; protein deglycosylation. Gene Ontology annotation, cellular component: nucleus; cytosol. NCBI's taxonomy places the organism in Eukaryota, Fungi, Ascomycota, Pichiomycetes, Serinales, Debaryomycetaceae. Bases 1 to 2319 code for a protein of 772 amino acids.
AUGCGGACGCUUAUAUCGAUAAUUACAGUUAUUGGUAGCAUUUGUUUGUCCGUAGUAGAGGGAGAUUCCAUAGACAAUGUGAAUGUAUUUUUUGGAGCAGACGGUGCAGGACAUGUUUUCCCAGGAUCGACUCGUCCCUUUGGGAUGGUGAAGAUGGGUAUAGAUGCUAUUGAUUCAAGUUUUGGAGAUGCUUAUUCUGGAUAUGCGCCUGGUGGUAUAAUCAAUGGGAUAUCCAUGAUGCACGAAUCGGGGACUGGAGGAGCCCCAGAAUACGGGGUGGUUUCGCAGCUACCGUUAGUAUCAGAAAUAGACUACACGACGGAAAGUUAUAUCGAAAGAUCAGAGGCCGAUGUUGGUAUAGUAGGAAAAUACACCGUCAAGACGACAGACAACACUACCAUUGAGUUUGCUGGAGCCGAAAGAUCAGGAAUUUACAAAUACACAUUUCCAGAUGGAGCAACCCCUCAAAUUAUGAUAAACGCGUCACAUCAUUUAGCUGCACCAUCUAGGCCAUGGUGGACACAGUAUUUCGUUAACGGGUCCAUUGAAGCUAGUGAGAAUAAAUAUGGGUACACCGGGUAUACUACCAUCAAGGGAGGUUGGGGAUUACAAGCACCUUGGACCAUCUAUUUUUGUGGAGAUUUCAAAACACCCUCCAACAAAGUCAUUAGCUUCACAGACUCAAAUGCUGAAGAAGGUUCAUCCGCGUUUGCUGACCUGCAAAACUCGUCCAUUGGAUUAGUUUUUGAGUUUCAAAAUGAGACUGAAAUUUACAGUAGAGUUGGUGUUUCUUUCAUUUCAACUGAUCAAGCUUGUGAGAAUAUCAAUCAAGAGCUUGGUGAAGAUUAUGAUCUCAAAGGGACUGUUGAGGCCACUCAAAAUAAGUGGAGAAGCGAAGUCUUUGACAAGGUUAAUUUUAAGACCGACAACGAUACCAUAAGAAACUGGCUUGUUGAUUCCCUUUAUGGUGCUCAUUUAUUACCAUCCAAUAGAACAGGGGAAAAUCCUAACUGGGACUCAUCAGAGCCAUAUUAUGAUGACUUUUUUACACUCUGGGAUACGUUUAGAUGCUUGAAUCCCAUGAUUAAUAUACUUAAUCCAACUAGGGGAGCUGAAAUUAUUAGAAGCUUUACGGCAAUAUAUGAAAACGAAGGGUUUACUCCAGAUGGACGUUCCGCAAAUCAAAAUGGUAGAACCCAAGGAGGGUCUAAUUCAGAUAUCGUAAUGGCAGAUGCUUACAUUAAGAAUAUAAAUGAAGGGGUCAACUGGAACAGUGCCUAUGCUGCUAUGGUCAAGAAUGCUGAAGUGCAGCCCCCUUAUUGGUAUGAUUCUUAUGCUCCAGAUGCUUCUACUAAGGAUGGAAGAGGCGCUUUACCAGAUUGGCUCAAGUACGGAUGGGUCACUAGAAAUUAUACCCGAUCUGUUACAAGAACUAUGGAAUAUGCAUACGACGACUAUGCGCUCUCUGUUGUUGCUAAGGGUCUAGGAAAAAACUCCGACCAUAAAAAAUAUUUAGCUAGAUCAGCUAACUGGCAAAACAUAUGGAACUUUGCAGCUACAGCUGAAGGUUAUAACUAUACUGGUUUUAUCCAGCCAAAGAAUGCCGAUGGAUCUUUCAACUACACAGAUUACGACCCGAUGUCUUGUGGAGGAUGUUACUGGGGCGAUGAUGAAUACGAAGGCAAACCAGUUGAGUACGGUUGGGCUGUACCUCAUGAUGUGGAGACAUUAAAGUCGUUCAUUGGCUCUGAACUGACAUUCCUUCGUCGUUUAGACGACAUGUUUGGUCUUCAUGGCCAAGACACGGAUGGAGUUGCCGAUAUAGGAAACGAGCCUAGUUUUUUGACUCCCUACCUUUACAAUUAUGUCAAUGCCCAAUAUAGAACGGUUGAGACAAUAAAAUACUUAGUUAAUAGCAAGUAUUCUUCAACUUUACUUCCAGGAAAUUCAGAUGCUGGAGCCAUGCAAGCGUGGCUCUUCUUCGCCUUGAUUGGGUUGUAUCCGGUUGCAGCGACACCAACUUAUCUUUUAUCUUCUCCUUUUUUGCCAUAUGUGGCCAUCACGUUGGCAAAUGGUAAAAAAGUUGAAAUAACGGCCAAAAAUCUUAGUGAAGAUAACAUCUACGUCAAAUCAGUCACCGUAAACGGCAAAAACUGGAACAAAAACUGGAUUAGCCACGAAGAUGUGUUUGUGAAUGGUGGAAAAAUUGUGUUUGAUCUUACUAAUGAGAAAACUAUUUGGGAAUCUGGUGAUAUUCCUCCAAGUCCAGGACAUUACACUUUAGUCAACAGCCGGAAUUACAAUACAACAAAAACUUAA